Mercenaria mercenaria is the source of this 3076-nucleotide messenger RNA. RefSeq names its product sodium- and chloride-dependent GABA transporter 2-like. Gene Ontology annotation, cellular component: membrane. The transcript has 14 exons. Gene Ontology annotation, biological process: sodium ion transmembrane transport. The record is from RefSeq and is a predicted model, not a curated record. Lineage: Eukaryota; Metazoa; Mollusca; Bivalvia; Venerida; Veneridae. The coding region runs from base 189 to 2120 and encodes 643 amino acids.
ACAGCUAUAAAUUGUUUAUAUGCUGAUCAUUAUUAUGUUGCCAAGUGAGUGUGAUAAGAUUUGAAUGAUUGAAGUGAGCUACUUUUGACAAAUAUAAUACAAAUCUAAACUCGCAACAUAACAAAAUUCGUCUGUUGGCAUACAGUUUAUAUUUUCGGAUUAUUUUCUUUAAUAAAGCUUCAGCGUUAAUGGAUAAUGAAAUGAAAACAUUCAUCCCAAGUACGGAUGUACUCAAAAAUGAGGAAAACAACGGGAUAAGAAAACGAGAGACAUGGUCAAGAAAGUUAGACUUUCUUAUAGCUUGUUGUGGCUUCUCUAUUGGAUUCGGAAAUGUUUGGAGAUUUCCAUUCCUUUGCUAUAAAAAUGGAGGAGGUGCAUUCUUGCUUCCAUAUUUUCUGUGUUGCAUAAUUGGUGGAAUCCCUACAUUCUUCCUCGAGGUUUCUGUUGGUCAGUUUAUGUCUGAGGGCGGCAUGAAUGCUUGGAAGAUCUGUCCACUGUUUCAAGGCUUUGGUAUGGCCUCUGCAGUGAUUAUUUUUCUUUCCAACUGUUACUACAACCUUCUCCUGUCCUGGGCCUUCUACUACCUCUUCGCUUCUUUGACAACGCGAUUGCCUUGGUCUCACUGCGACAAUGAAUGGAACACGCCAGAAUGCACUGCGGGAUACAGCACAGAGAAAAAGUGUGUUCUCUCAAAUAAAUUGGUUGUCUCGAAUGUAACGAACCUCAAAAACAUUACACACGAUCCAAUGCUAAAAUGCAAUAAUGAAAUGAUGAGUUUAAAUGUAUCACCACUGCCAGGUCCAGUCGCAGAUGUGGCGACCCAUAUUGCGAAGACAAAUGAAACCUACGUGUCGGAUCCAGUUACAGAGUUUUGGGAAAGGAAAGUCCUCGACAUAUCUGAAGGUGUGCAAGAGCUUGGCAUGAUUAAAUGGGACAUUUGCCUUUGUCUGAUUCUAGCCUGGAUUGUUGUGUACUUUUGUAUCUGGAAAGGCAUUAGGAGCUCCGGAAAGGUGAUGUACGUCACCGUGUCAAGUCCUUACAUUUUGAUGAUGAUUUUGCUGAUACGAGGUUUAACACUAGAUGGCGCUGUGGACGGAAUUAAAUACUAUCUUGUACCUGACUUUUCUAAACUUCUAAAAUUGCAGGUGUGGGCUGAUGCCGGAAACCAAGUUUUUUAUUCUUACUCACUGUCUGUCGGAACGUUGACAGCGCUUGGAAGUUACAAUAAGUUCGAUCACAAUGCUUACAGGGAUUCCUUCCUGUUUGCUUUGGUAAACAGCAUGACGAGUUUUUUGGCGGGCUUUGUCAUAUUCUCGGUACUUGGUUUUAUGGCUCUAAAACAGAAUGUUUCCAUAGAUCAAGUCGCUGAAUCAGGUCCAGGACUGGCUUUUAUUGCAUACCCAGAGGCUGUUGCCCAGAUGCCUUUAGCACCUUUUUGGUCUGCAGUUUUCUUUCUCAUGCUCAUUCUACUUGGGCUUGACAGUCAGUUCGGUGGCGUAGAAGCUGUAGUAACAUGUGUUGUCGAUCUGUAUCCAAAUGUAUUCCGUAAAGGUUACAGGAGGGAAGUUUUAGUCGCAGUAAUUUGCCUUAUUUCGUUCCUGAUUGGACUCUCGAUGGUCUGCCAGGGAGGCAUGUACGUAUUUCAGUUGUUUGACUACUACUGUGCCAGCAGGACUGUUUUCGUUAUCACCUUCUUAGAAAUGAUCGUCAUUUCUUACGUUUAUGGUAUAAAUCGUUUCUAUGACAACCUGGAAAUGAUGUAUGGGCGCCGUGUAUUUCCAGCGUUUAAAUUGUUUUGGACGUUCCUGACACCAAUUUUCAUCUUGUUUCUGUUCAUAGUUGGUGUCAUUUCAUACUCUGAACUCAAGUAUGACCGGAAGUCUGUAGAAUACCAUUAUCCCCAAUGGGCAAUAGGAAUAGGCUGGGUUAUGGCCCUUGCUUCCAUUGUUUGGAUACCCAUAGUUGGCAGCUAUAGAAUUUACCAAGCUGAGGGAACGUUUCUUGAGAGAAUAAAAGAGGCGACAAAACCAAAGCUGAGGAAACAUCAACUUCGCGCCAAAGAGGACUUUUCAAAAAUAAAUUACAUAGGAACUGAAUGCACAUUAGACAUCGAAUCAUAGGCUGCCAACGGAGAAAAAGCAGAGAUUGGCAAUACAUUCGCGGACACAGGAUUUCAGAAAUACUCUUCGAACGAAAGUGCUUUUAACACUAUUAUAUCAAAAAAGUGUACUCAAUAAAUAUACUCAUUUAUCAUACACUUGUAUAAUUCCAUUCAAAAUAGAUCAGUAAAUAUAUCCUUUUAACAUAAUGUUUUACUUUGUAUAACAGAACAGAGUUAAAGUACUUACUGCCAUUAUCAAAAUACGGGUAAAGUGCAAAAGGAGAUACACUAGACUGAGCUGAAAUACCUCUACAGUUGUCCUCAAAUACCGUCAUACUUAAAUGAAACUGAUUUCGUUUGUUGGGGAGCUGCGGGAAUGCACUUGGUACAGAUGUUGAAAUUUGAUUUUACUCUCGCUGUUAUAAAGAAGUUUAAAUUAAAGAUUCCAGCUGAAAUAUUUUACUUUGGAAUUAAGAUAUACAAAAUAUACUUUUUCAACAACCAUAAUGAAAGUAAAUAUCAGCUUGUCAUUGAUUCAUUAAGAAAUUGGUGUCAUUUUCAUUCAGUGCUAAUGUAGCCGCUCAUGUGUUUUCAUGUUAUGACAUCUGCAUAAUCCUGAGAGAUCCAUUAUAGGCCUAGUCGGAUUAGACUUGGGCACCCGAUUAUCCCACGGGAUCCCGUCGAUGCUAUGACAGGAAACAAAAACGUAUUAACCCUUCUUCUUUAACGAAGACAAUGUAGAUUAUUACUGUGAAUACAAAAGUUCAUUCCUUCUCAGAACAAGUUUGAUUAUGCGAUAGAGAUUCGUAAGAAGUUUUCUCGUAGACUGUAGAAUGCAGAAUGCUAUACAUCAGAUGUAGAUAAUUACUGUGAAUACAAAAGUUCAUUCCUUCUCAGAACAAGUUUGAUUAUGCGAUAGAGAUUCGUAAGAAGUUUUCUCGUAGACUGUAGAAUGCAGAAUGCUAUACAUCAGAU